Lotus japonicus is the source of this 898-nucleotide messenger RNA. RefSeq lists its product as uncharacterized. Gene Ontology annotation, biological process: DNA damage response. The coding region runs from base 104 to 643 and encodes 179 amino acids. NCBI's taxonomy places the organism in Eukaryota, Viridiplantae, Streptophyta, Magnoliopsida, Fabales, Fabaceae. The transcript has 4 exons. Gene Ontology annotation, molecular function: single-stranded DNA binding. The record is from RefSeq and is a predicted model, not a curated record.
UUUUUUGUUUGGGUUGUAUGUGCACAAUAUUCUCAGGAUCUGUUUGAUUAUAAAUCUGAAAGGGGGAACAGUGCCCUUUUUUUCCUUCUGCAAAUUGAACAGGAUGCCUGUUAUUUUGGGUGACAAGGAUUCAACUGAUACCUGGCUAAACAGUCCUCCUUCCAAUUUUAAGAGUGUGCUGAAGCCAUAUGAAGAAUCAGAUUUGGUCUGGUACCCAGUCUCACCUGCUAUGGGCAAGGCAUCAUUUGAUGGACCUGAGUGCAUAAAGGAGAUUCAAAUAAAGGCUGAAGGGAACACUUCAAUCUCUAAGUGCUUCUCAAGGAAAGGAGCUGGAGAUGAAGACUCAAAGCCAGAGCAGAAAAUACCAUGUCAUGAGUUUGUCAAGACCGAACAUACAGAAGACCUGAGUGAAGGAGGUAAAACUGAAGAGGGAGACAAAGACUUAAAAUCCAGUAGUUAUUCGCAUUCUCCAAAUGAUACUAAGUUCCCAAUCAAGCGUGAUUAUGAUGCUCUUUCUGCGGAUUCAAAGCCAGCUUUUGGAAAUAAUGAUCAGGUGAGUGCAAAGCCUGCAAAGAAAAAGGAAAAAGCGAGGAUUGCUGAUGAUAAACAACCAACCUUGUUUUCCUACUUUGGAAAAAGGUAACCACUAACUAGUUUUGGGUUUAAUGACCUAUAAGACCGUGAUGUUCUGUAUCUGUGUAAAUUAUGUAGGCCAAUUUUCUUCUAGCACUUGUAUGUCCAUGUAAGUCAAGUUUUAGUUGUACUUGUACACCACAUAGGGGUGGCAAUAUGGGUUGGCGGGCCGGGUUGGGCCCAACCCGCCACUAACCCGUCGAAAUGCGGGUUGGGUUGGGCUAGCCCACUUUUGGUAUUUGGGUUCAAAGUCUCAACCCAACCC